AUAGACAAACAAAACUGCAAGAAAUGUGAGAAAGUUUUGCAUCACUUGGAAGAGAUCGACGACGACGCAGACCAACAUAAUAUCGGUUUUGUUAAAAUAUCGGAACCCGAACUCGCCUACGAAUAUGGACUUGACGAUCUGCCAGCCCUUGUCUACUAUAGGAAAAAGAUUCCCAUUGUAUACCCAGAUGACUUAGAGGAAGAGCAAAAGGUGUUGCAAUGGUUGAUAGAAUUCAGGGAUACGGUCGAAGAUCCGGAUGAGUUUACUGCGGACUCAGACGAGAUUGAGGACGUGUCAGCAGCCAUACUGACCCAACUCAUCGAGUCGUCCGAUUCGUUGGCCGUACUGUUCUGUAAGCUCAAGCGAUUCGGGUGUCUGGCGAAUGGCACCGGUAGUUACCUGACUAAUACGUGGUCUUAUUUUUUUUUAUCAUUUCGUGAUACCUUUCCCUAUAAAUUAGAUGAUGACGAGGACAAGGAUAGUAUGGAAGUGUUGCACGAAUUAGAGAAUAUAGACGACGAGUGCGAUCAACACGACAUAGCGUUUGUCAAAAUAGAUGAUGUGGAGGUGUCCAAGAGAUUUGGUAUUGAUUAUCACGAGUUGCCAACAUUGGUCUACUUUGAAAAGAAAAUACCUAACUUUUACCAAGGUGAUCUGAUGGUUGAGGAGGAAGUGCUGAAAUGGUUGAUCCAUCAGAAGGCCUCCGAUGAGAUUGAGGACGUGUCGGACGUAGUGUUGGAUAAUAUGAUCGACUCAUCCAGUUAUUUAGCCAUUAUGGCAAUGUUGAUUAACGACAGGGACGACCCGAAGUCAAUGGACGUACUCCAGGAGCUCGAGAACAUCGACGACGAGUGCGACGAAAAGGGAAUCCUAUUCGUGAAGAUAGACGACGAUUCAAUGGCCCGGGAGUACGGAAUCGAUGACGAACUACCAACCCUUGUGUACUUUGAAAACAGAAUCCCCAGCGUAUACCAGGGUGAUCUCAUGAACGAGGAGAAGGUGUUGGACUGGUUGGUCAGACAGACUCAGUCGGAUGAGAUCGAGGAGGUGUCCCACGAGAUGCUGGCCCUCCUCAUCGAGAAACACAAUUACGUUGCGGUCCUUAUAUAUAAGGCUAAGGAUAAGAAUAGCGAGAAAUUGCUUAAGGAAUUA
Oppiella nova is the source of this 1152-nucleotide messenger RNA. The record is from the annotation of a GenBank genome assembly. NCBI's taxonomy places the organism in Eukaryota, Metazoa, Arthropoda, Arachnida, Sarcoptiformes, Oppiidae.